CCAACCCAGGCGCUAUGGACUUGGGGACGCUAGCGCGGGAACUGGGGCGCUGGGCGACCGAAGAGAUGCGGGUCCCCGCGGCGGCCCGGCCCUCAGAAUCGGCGCUGCGCAGGCUAUGUCUGGGCCAGGGAGCUGACAUCUGGGCCUACGUCGUGCGACACGUACACAGCCAGGAGACUGUCGAGAAGAUUCGGGGGAACCUCCUCUGGUACGGCCACCAGGACAACUCAAAGGCCCGUCGGAAGUCGGAGCUGGAAGCAACUAUUGCCCGUCUUCGGGCAGAGAUCCAAGAGUUAGACCAGAACUUGGAGAUGAUGGCACAAGAGACUGAGACUCAGGAUGUGGCUUUGGAGCAGGUGCUACAGAAAACACAAGACACCAAGCUUCGGGCACUUCUCCUCCGUGCCCAGGCAGGGGCUAUGCAGAAACGGCAGCAAGUACUCCAAGAGCCCACACAGGAGCUGCAGAAUCAACUCAAGCACCUACAGGACAUGCAGGGGAAAGCCAAAGUGGACAUCACCUUUGGGUCCCUGACCUCACCAACUCUGGGCCUAGAGCCUAUGGUUCUGAAUGAUGUGCGAACAGCUUGUGCCUUGCGGACUGAAUUCCUGCAAAACCUCCUGAUUCCUCAAGCCAAGACCAACAGCGCCCAAACCCAUCAGGAUGACCACUUUGGAAUUUCUUACCAGCAAUGGCUCAGCUCAGUGGAGACACUGCUGACAAAGCACCCACCAGGCCACAUCCUGGCUGCCUUGUCGCACCUGGCAGCAGAACGAGAAGCAGAGAUUCGAGCCCUCUGCAGUCCAACAGGGCCCAAGGAUGCAGAGAAAGACAGGUCCCAGGUAACAGAGAAGGCUGAUUCCAGCGAGGCCCUGUCAUCGACAAUGCAUCUCAUCCAGGAGGGCUGGAGGGAUGUGGGUACACUGGUCUCCCAGCGGGGACCCCUCCUAAAGGAGCAGCAGAUUCUGACCAGGCGCCUCCAGGACCUAAUAGAAGAGGCAGAGAGAACAAACCUGGGGUCCACUGACAGGCAGGCAAUGAUGCUGGGACUUCAACGCUGUGGCCUAUGGGCAGAGCUCAAGGCCCUUCGGGCCAAGGUCCAGGAGCUGGAGGAGGCAGCUGAGCAGCGGCAGUUUCAGCUGCGGGAGCUCCAGGCCAAGCAGCACCGGAUCCUGUCCUGGCGCCAGCUAAUGAAAGAGACUCAGACCCAGGUCUGCCUGCUCAUCAAGAGCAACUCGACCAGCAAGAAGGUCCUGUGCCAGAGCCCCACAAAGGUGCUGAGUCUGGUUCAGAAGAAACUGGUGCCCACGUCUGAGAUGGUGGCUCCGCAAAGCCAGGAGCUGUUUCGCUGUCUGGAGAAGGAAGCCCAGCUCCUGCCCCACCUGCAGCUGGGCUCCUGGCUGUGCCACGGUCCUGAGGGGUUGCUGGCCCUGCCCACCUUCCUGCUGUCCAUCCACCAGCUGCAUCCCGCCUCCCCAAGGGGCUCCAGCCUCCUAGUGCUGAGCCACUUGCUAGGGCUGCCCUCUGGGAAGGCACCAGAGCUGCUCCUUCCAGCAGUUGCUUCACUGCGCCAGGACCUCCUCUUCAUCCAGGACCAGCAGAGUCUCCGGGCUUGGGGCCUGCACCACAUGAAGACUAGCUUGCCGCCAGGACCUUCUGCCCAGGAGCUACUGCAGACACAAGCAUCCCAGGAGGAGCAGCAGAAGGAGAGUCUGGGGCACACCCUGAAGCAGAUGGAGGUCCUGCUGAAGCAAGCGGUGGAGCGAAUCCCUGAGCUGAAGAGAGCUGUGGAAGACUGGUGGGAGCAGCCAGGUCAAGUCGCCCUCUCCGGGGAGCUCUGCCAUGGCCUGUCCCUGUCACAGUGGCAGCUUCGCUGGGCCCAGGCCCAGGGCACUCAGCAGGCACUGUGAAAAAGAAGGGGUGCCCUGGGCUCCAUCCCAGGACGCCCUGAAGUGCCUCUUAGGACAAAGUACUAGACCACCUGCUCUAAACACCAGUGUCAGGCACUGGCAGAUAAGUCAGCAAAGACCCCCGCUGUGGAGAGGAUGGGGUUGCAGAAGGCACAGCUCCCACUGUGACAGAGAGGAAUCCCUGUGGGUGUCUGGAGGCUGGUGUCUAAGAUUAACUUGCUUCUAGUUGGCUUCGAUCUUCUUACUUCGAAAUCUGAGCCCUCAGGAAAUAAGCAAAUUACCCCCAUUUUGUCUUUAUACAUAUAUCUCAGUAGCACUUCAUAUCCCCAGUCUGGACUGGUUCCUUCUGAGAUACGAGUAUGUAGGUCAACCUAAGAGACAAGGGAACUUUGUCUACAAAGUUUUGUAGAGCACUGGAAAUGAAUGUUGAGUAUGACCCAGCACCUUCGAGCUGUGCUUCUUAGGUCUGUGCAUUUCAGUGUAAUAAAUGUUUCCUCAGUA
This is a messenger RNA of Suncus etruscus (white-toothed pygmy shrew), 2411 nucleotides long. RefSeq names its product HAUS augmin like complex subunit 5 (gene HAUS5). NCBI's taxonomy places the organism in Eukaryota, Metazoa, Chordata, Mammalia, Eulipotyphla, Soricidae. Bases 15 to 1910 code for a protein of 631 amino acids. Gene Ontology annotation, biological process: centrosome cycle; spindle assembly. The transcript is spliced from 19 exons. The record is from RefSeq and is a predicted model, not a curated record. Gene Ontology annotation, cellular component: HAUS complex; centrosome.